Messenger RNA from Lolium rigidum, 1188 nucleotides. RefSeq names its product DNA-directed RNA polymerase III subunit rpc6-like. Gene Ontology annotation, cellular component: RNA polymerase III complex. The transcript has 2 exons. Gene Ontology annotation, biological process: transcription by RNA polymerase III. The record is from RefSeq and is a predicted model, not a curated record. Bases 1 to 789 code for a protein of 262 amino acids. Lineage: Eukaryota; Viridiplantae; Streptophyta; Magnoliopsida; Poales; Poaceae.
AUGCCGCCACGCAAGCGCCCCCUAGAACCGUCCUCGGGCAUGCCACCACCACCGGACGUCAAGCCCGUCAUCCCCGCGGCGAAGCCCGCCGCCGCUCCCUCCCCCGCCGACGCGCCGGAGAUACCGCCCAUCUCCGCCGCCAUCCUCAACAACCUGCCCCCGUCGGAGCGCGACGUCUACAAGCGCGUCUACCUGGCGGGCAACAAGGGCAUGUGGAGCCAGGACCUGCGGCGCGCGACGCAGCUGACCACGGCCAGCCUCAGCAAGUCCACCCGCGCGCUGGUCCAGCGGGGCAUCCUCAAGGAGGUCACGGACGUGCGCCACCGCGCCAAGAAGGUGUUCAUGGACGCGCGCAUCGAGCCCGCCCCGGAGAUCACCGGCGGCACCUGGUACCACAACGGCCAGCUCGACACCGACGCCGUCGCCGCCGUGCGCCGCAGGUGCCUCGACCAGAUCGACAGGCUCGGCGCCGCCACCCCCGACAUGGUCCACAAGGGCGUCGAGCGGGACGACCCCAGGGCCGGCUACACCAUCGACCAGAUCAGGGACAUCCUGCAGACCAUGGCGCUCGACAGGGUGCUGGAGGAGCGCAAGAGCACUGGGGAGGGGGAGUUCAGCGCGGUCAGGGCCGGAAGGGUCUGCUACCGGAGGGGCGGCGCGCCGCAGGGUGGUAUGAUGGAGGGGAUCCCCUGUGGGGUCUGCCCCAGGAUGGACGAGUGCUCGCCGGAUGGGGUCAUCUCGCCCACCACCUGCGUCUACUACAAGAAGUGGCUGCAAAUGGACUUCUAGCUAGGCGGUGGCGCGGACAGAGUAGGAAACCUGAGCUAGAAAACUAGUACACUUAGGGUUACCUAUAGCCCUAUUAGCAUCGAGGGCAAACAUCCUUCCCUGCAUCACAAUUCACAACGGUGCUAUGGGUGACAUGGAUUGUGUACUUUGUUUAUCUUCAUCUAUCAUCUUUCUUUGAAAAGCGCUGAAAACGAUUGUUCCCUGAGAAAAGAGCAGAGGGGCUCUUAAACAAAAAUCAUGUAAGGUGUGGCCGGUGAGGUUAUACUGCAUAUUGAUUGACCUCAAUGUACAUUAAGAGUCAUCAUGCUAUAGAUAUUUAGAAUGUGAAAUCAAGCUGAGUUGUGUAACACUAGGCCCUUCCGAGAUUUCUUAUAUUUCUGUUCCUCUAUUAUUGUUGUA